AUGAAGUUAUUCAAGUCAACUCAUGAAUACAACUAUGAAUGGAGCUUAGUGUCUGCAGCUCAAUGGCAGAAAUACCCAAAUCCCAAUUGCCCUCAUGUAUCCCAUGUAGAUGUACUCAACCGUACUGUUGAUCCUGAAACUGGCAUCUUGACCACCGAAAGAUUAAUCACUGUUAAUCAAAAUAUACCCACCAUCAUCAAAAAGAUCUUAGGAUCCAGCUCUACACAAUACGUUAGAGAAAUCUCCAUCAUUGACCCCAAAAAGAAGACAUUGACCAUGCGCUCCAUCAACUUGACAUUAUGUAACCUGUUGAGCUGUGAAGAGACCAUCGUUUACAAAGAACAUCCUGAAGAUCAACAAAAAACCCAAUUUACUCAACAAGCAGCUAUCAAGGCUGGUAGUUUAGUCAGUGGUUGGUCCAGCGUUUUGGAAGAGUUCUCUCUGCGUAGAUUUCAACAAAAUGCUGAUGUUGGGCGUGCUGGUUUCAACAAGGUCUUGGAGCGUUUUGUUGUGAUGGCAGAAGCACAACAAACAAAAACAGCAGCUUAA
Mucor velutinosus is the source of this 549-nucleotide messenger RNA. RefSeq lists its product as uncharacterized. The transcript has 2 exons. Gene Ontology annotation, cellular component: mitochondrial intermembrane space. Gene Ontology annotation, molecular function: phosphatidic acid transfer activity. The record is from RefSeq and is a predicted model, not a curated record. NCBI's taxonomy places the organism in Eukaryota, Fungi, Mucoromycota, Mucoromycetes, Mucorales, Mucoraceae. Gene Ontology annotation, biological process: phospholipid transport. Bases 1 to 549 code for a protein of 182 amino acids.